Messenger RNA from Gossypium arboreum, 384 nucleotides. RefSeq names its product cold shock domain-containing protein 4-like. Gene Ontology annotation, molecular function: zinc ion binding; nucleic acid binding. Lineage: Eukaryota; Viridiplantae; Streptophyta; Magnoliopsida; Malvales; Malvaceae. The coding region runs from base 1 to 384 and encodes 127 amino acids. The record is from RefSeq and is a predicted model, not a curated record. The transcript is spliced from 2 exons.
AUGGAGUUCUGGGUUUUUGUUGCUGAUGGUGAAAAGGUUGAGUAUGUUGUCAAGCCUUCUGAAGGACGCCCCAAAGCUGUUGAGGUUAUUGGCCCCAACGAAAACCCUGUUUGUGGCUCCUAUAGAUCCAGGCGCAAUGACCUUGGUGGCAGUGGAGGUUAUGGCGGUGGUUAUGGUGGAAGGGGAAAGAGAGGCGAUUAUGGUGGUGGUGGUAGUGGAUGUUAUAAGUGUGGUGAGGUGGGCCAUUUAGCACGGGACUGUGGACAAGGUGGCAAUGGUGGUGGAGGAAGAUAUGGUGGCAGUGGCGGCAGCAGUGCUUGUUACAAAUGUGGAGGCUCUAUGCAUUUCGUUAGGGAGUGUCCCGACAAUGGUCGCAAAGUUUGA